AAGAUGGCGGCGGCAGCGAGCGCUUCGCGGCGGUUCUUCGAGCUGUUCGUGGCUCGCGUGCCCUGGACUGCCUCGGCAAAUGAAGUAAGAGAAUAUUUUAGCCAGUUUGGUACUGUGAGAAAAUGCAUACUGCCAUUCGAAAAAGAAACAGGUUUCCACAAAGGCAUUUGCUGGGUUGGAUUUUCUACAGAGGAAAGCCUAAAGAAUGUUUUGCAGAAAGAAAAUCAUAUCCUGGAGGGAGUUAAGCUUGAUGUUAAACUUCAAAGAAAUAGAGGAUUUCCACACCAACAGUCUGACAGAACAACCACUGACAACAGUUAA
Messenger RNA from Euleptes europaea (tarantolino), 321 nucleotides. It is a transcript of the gene SLIRP, whose product is annotated as SRA stem-loop interacting RNA binding protein. The transcript is spliced from 4 exons. The coding region runs from base 4 to 321 and encodes 105 amino acids. Gene Ontology annotation, molecular function: poly(G) binding; mRNA 3'-UTR binding; poly(U) RNA binding. Gene Ontology annotation, biological process: positive regulation of mRNA splicing, via spliceosome; spermatogenesis. Lineage: Eukaryota; Metazoa; Chordata; Lepidosauria; Squamata; Sphaerodactylidae. The record is from RefSeq and is a predicted model, not a curated record.